Pseudogymnoascus destructans is the source of this 611-nucleotide messenger RNA. It is a transcript of the gene RPS27, whose product is annotated as 40S ribosomal protein S27. Gene Ontology annotation, biological process: ribosomal small subunit assembly; translation. Gene Ontology annotation, cellular component: cytosolic small ribosomal subunit; ribosome. Lineage: Eukaryota; Fungi; Ascomycota; Leotiomycetes; Thelebolales; Thelebolaceae. Gene Ontology annotation, molecular function: RNA binding; structural constituent of ribosome. The record is from RefSeq and is a predicted model, not a curated record. The coding region runs from base 103 to 351 and encodes 82 amino acids. The transcript has 2 exons.
CAAGCAUUUUCCAAACUUUCCACUAUACCACAUCACCCGGCAACAUCAACGAGCCAUCAAUCACCGCCAACACGCCAAAAUCACCAACACUGAUCAGGCAAAAUGGUCCUCGCUGUUGAUCUCCUCAACCCUUCGGCGUCUGCCGAAGCACGUAAGCACAAGCUGAAGAACCUCGUCCCAGCGCCGAGAUCCUUCUUCAUGGACGUCAAGUGCCCCGGCUGCUUCACGAUCACCACCGUCUUCUCCCACGCACAAACCGUUGUCAUCUGCGCCGGCUGCUCGACCGUUCUCUGCCAGCCCACUGGAGGAAAGGCCAGGCUCACCGAGGGCUGCUCUUUCCGCCGCAAGUAGACUUGGCGCCUCGCUACUUCUUCGACUCGCACCAGCACACUACCGGUGAAAAACUCCCCAAAGAUGGGCAACAGCAACAGUGGGCGAUGUAAGGGUGGAACUUGGGAUUGGGAAGGAAAGCACGACGCUAUCUGCUGUAUUCUUGGGGCCUAGGCUGGUAGCUUACGGUUCUGAGUAGCUGGUAGCUUACGGUUAUGAAUGAAUAACUGUGCUGGUAGCUUACGGUUCUGAGUAACUGUGCUGGAGUAAUGAAUACUGCU